Messenger RNA from Exophiala spinifera, 816 nucleotides. RefSeq lists its product as uncharacterized. The coding region runs from base 1 to 816 and encodes 271 amino acids. The record is from RefSeq and is a predicted model, not a curated record. The transcript has 3 exons. NCBI's taxonomy places the organism in Eukaryota, Fungi, Ascomycota, Eurotiomycetes, Chaetothyriales, Herpotrichiellaceae.
AUGAAUUCCCUUCCGCUGAUCUGCGUCAUCAUUCUCUCACUGAUGAAUUUUUCUCUCUGUGCCUCUGCCAUCAGUUCACGCCAGUUGUGUGGCUCAAGCUACACGCUUUGUGCGCCCAAUGGUGCUUCCUCGAAGGACAUCCCUCCCGUCGGACCAGGCCUUGCUUCGCUUUACCUCAAUCUUCUGGAGACGAUUGAUGCCCUGGGAAACACAGACCAGGCCAGUGACUCCCCUGCUCCACAGGAGCCAGCACGCCGGGCGAGCCAAAUGCCACUUACGCUCUGCUGUGCUGCCACAACACAAUGCCUUCUUGUGACCGGCUAUCACACCCCAUGUUGUUGGGACCGUUUCACCACGAAUUUCUUCUUUGCUGAUGGCGCCUACGGUUCAAUCACGACCGGCAACUACACAACCCCAGAAGGAGAUCAUGCAAAUCUGAUCACCGGUAACUAUGAGCUUGCGAAUGGAAAUAUGGGAAAUAUGUACCAGAGACAAACCACGUCUGAGGCCAACACGAGGACUUUGGCGACGCCGACACCAUGGACAAGUACUGGAAUUGGUCCAGCUAUCCCGGCAAGCUUGGUGGGCAGCUACCUCUCACUUAGCUCAUCAGCACCGACGUUUGCUAUGAACAUCAGUACCUUGGUAGCUAAUGCCACGACUAGUGGUACCCCAAGCAAUACUGGCACAGCCACUGUCGUCCCUUCUCAGUCUCAUGUCACGGUAUCCGUCACCAAUGGGGUUCCACGAGCCGAUUGUCGGCGAGGGAACUGUUACUGGGCGAUGCUGAGUCUCGUCACUUAUCUUUGCCUCUGA